AUGCCGCCUUCUCGCUUGCCGUCCGAUUCUCCUCCCUUGGAGGAUGCAGAUGACAGCGACAAUAACCUCAAUUUCAUAAGGAACACACUUGCUUUCCUCGACCAGGAACCACCAGUGCAGACCGGAAACAGGAAUCGCUCGACGGUAGACUCGAGAGGUCCCCUGCCUCACAACGUCCCCUCAGAGGAACAGACGCUGCCGGAGACUGCAGAGGCGAGACGAAUUAGACUGCAGCAGAUACUCGCCCGUCUCAAUCGACUUCACGAUCCGUCAGCGUAUAGUAACCGGAGUCCCCGCGCCYCGACGCUCUACGACUGGGCUCCGCCGUCGAACGAGACCAGCGGCACCAUUACUGCUGCUCCCCACCAGAGCGAAUUAGAUCCAAUUCUGGCAGAGCUUCGCCAGACGCCGCCAAACACUCAUCCGGACGUUCUUCACGUCUUGGGCCAGAGCCAGCUGGAUUCUUCGCGACAACGGCAUGCCCCGCUCGCCUCGGAAGAGACGGAUGGGGCGAGGAGAGACCGUUUGCGCGAGCGAAGACGGCGGGAGACAGACUGGGUGAGAGCGCGGGAGGGAAGAGCGGAGGCGGCAUCACCAUCGGCGACGGAGCGCAUGCUGAGAUACGUCAUGGACCGUGGUCAGCGCAACUCUAUGAGCGAAGAGGAGGAGCGAGCACGGAGACUGGGGUGGUACAAUCCCGUCGGUGGUGCUGAACACGAUAGUAGUAGCAACAACAACACGGCGCCGCUCAGUGCCACUGAGCUGCGGUCUCGCACAAUCCUGGAGAGGAACGAUGCGAGGGCCCGACGCUAUCUUGAGAAUGCCCCUCCUCGAUUACCACGUAUAUCGCCUCCUCCUGCAUCACAAUCGGGAUCCUCACAGCUACUGGAGAGCGCACUGAAGUAUCUGAAUCAGCUCCGAUCAUGCAAUCGAUACGAGGACGCCCUUUCGGCUGCCAUUGAAUACGGGCUGGCCACCAAGGAGUUCUUCGCCGAUAAACACGAUGAUUUCAUCAUGGAUCUCGCAGAGGUCAGUCCACUUGCUGGAUCGUCAUGGCUACAGCGAGGCACGUCGUUUGAGGGCGAGCAGCAUGCGACCAGUAAUGCUGCCGCACUGUUGCACUCAAGAUCUAGCGCGAGCUCUCGUUCAGUGGAGCAGAUCAACCCGAACUAUCGUAAUCAAAGCGUGUCCGCGACAGGAACAACGUUUGACCAUCCUCCCGGCUCUACCAGAGUGGUACCUUUUGAUCCCAGCAGAACUUAUGCAUCGCGGGCAUCAAAGACCGCAAACACAUCCCACGACCAUUGGCCUGUGCGAGUGGUGAUACACAAUUUCGACUGGGAGAAGAUGACAGUCCAAGGCAGCAUGGAAGCCUACGACGUUCCGCAGCAUCCUGCUUCUGUAUCAAUAUUGAAUUCGGCUGAACGUCCCAAAGCCGGCAAGAAGCACGCACCCAUCACCACCUAUCUCGAAGGCCAUAUAAUCGAUCUCACAACACACUCCUUCCUAACGCCCUCGGCGGCCGAAACAAAUCAGCAUGGACCUCACCCCACCACCGCUGAAAAUGCUACGCCAUACACAACUCUGAGUGGAUCGAUCAUCUUCCCAGCUGCUACGCCGGGGACUGACGCUGCCAAUUGGAGGAAACUGCCGCCCUUUAACACACUACCUUCCGACUCGGAAGCCGCGAGAUUAAUGUUGAGCAAAGAUCGCAUGAAUGAAGUGAACCAGUCUUACAUUUUCAUGCGGCUAAAAGAGAAGUGUUUCGUGCAUGGCAAGGACGACAAGUGCUCGGUAGAGGAUCGGGCAGGAGACCGAUGUUGUGGGCACGGGUUGACGAUCUCGGGGUUCUACUAUGUCAGUCUGAGGAGAAGCGAUGGAGAGAUUGAAGGAUUAUAUUUUGAUCCUAGCAGCACACCUUAUCAGUGCCUGCGGCUGGAGGGUAUCAGCGGACGACGAGGAUGGGGCAGUUGUGAACUACGGUGA
Ramularia collo-cygni is the source of this 1986-nucleotide messenger RNA. RefSeq lists its product as uncharacterized. NCBI's taxonomy places the organism in Eukaryota, Fungi, Ascomycota, Dothideomycetes, Mycosphaerellales, Mycosphaerellaceae. The record is from RefSeq and is a predicted model, not a curated record. Gene Ontology annotation, biological process: protein catabolic process in the vacuole; negative regulation of gluconeogenesis; protein targeting to vacuole. The transcript has a single exon. Gene Ontology annotation, cellular component: extrinsic component of membrane; GID complex. Bases 1 to 1986 code for a protein of 661 amino acids.